Molecule: messenger RNA, 2418 nt
Organism: Vidua macroura (Pin-tailed whydah)
Lineage: Eukaryota; Metazoa; Chordata; Aves; Passeriformes; Viduidae
Gene: SLC34A2
Product: solute carrier family 34 member 2
Exons: 12
Coding region: 1-2028 (675 amino acids)
Biological process (GO): sodium-dependent phosphate transport; intracellular phosphate ion homeostasis
Cellular component (GO): brush border; vesicle; apical plasma membrane
Molecular function (GO): sodium:phosphate symporter activity
Source: RefSeq, a predicted model, not a curated record
AUGGCUCCCUGGCCAGAGGUAGAAAAGCCUGAAACCAAUAACUAUAUUGGGGACUCUUCCAAGCAAAACCAGAACAUGGCUGGGAAAGAAGGAGAAAAUCACAAAGGCAAUGUUGCUUCACUUGGAAAUAAAGGGGAAAUUCAACCUGCAUUUUCCACAGUAGCUUUGAUAGAUGAGACAAGGCCAGAAGAAGAAGACCCGUGGGCUCUGCCAGAAUUGCAGGACACUGGGGUCAAGUGGUCAGAACUGGAUAGAAAAGGAAAAAUCAUUCGUGUACUCUAUGGGAUAGGGAAGUUCAUUAUGCUACUUGGACUACUCUACAUGUUUGUGUGUUCUCUGGAUGUACUGAGUUCUGCGUUUCAACUGGUAGGAGGUAAAGCAGCAGGGGACAUAUUUAAAGAUGAUUCAGUGCUCUCAAAUCCUGUUGCGGGACUGGUGAUUGGAGUUCUGGUGACUGUUAUGGUCCAGAGUUCCAGCACUUCUUCAUCCAUUAUAGUCAGCAUGGUGUCCUCCACAUUGCUGACUGUUAGAGCAGCUAUUCCUAUUAUCAUGGGAGCAAACAUUGGCACCUCAGUUACAAACACAAUUGUGGCACUUAUGCAAGCUGGGGACAGGAAUGAAUUUAGAAGGGCCUUUGCUGGGGCAACAAUCCAUGAUUUCUUUAACUGGCUAGCUGUGUUUGCGCUGUUACCCAUUGAAGUCAUUACUGGCUAUCUCUACCAUCUCACCAAUGUUAUAGUUGAGUCCUUUCAUCUUGAAAGUGGUGAGGAUGCUCCAGAGCUACUAAAAGUUAUCACAGACCCCUUUACAAAGCUCAUCAUUGAGCUUGAUAAAUCAGUAAUAAAUGCAAUUGCCACUAAUGAUGAAUCAGCAAAAAACAAAAGCCUGGUAAAGAUCUGGUGUGUCACUGAAAGCAAUGUGACACUGCAGAAUGUCACAAUUCCACCUUCCGAAAACUGCACAUCUCCUGACUUUUGCUGGACUGAGGGAAAUGUGACAUGGACCCUCAAGAAUAUAACUGAAACAGACUAUAUCAGUAAAUGCCAACACAUCUUUGUAAACUCAGACCUGCCUGAUCUUGCCAUCGGGCUCAUCCUUCUCGCUUUGUCCCUGCUUGUUCUCUGCUCCUGUUUGAUCAUGAUCGUUAAGCUAUUAAACUCUGUGCUUAAAGGACAAGUGGCAAGUGUUAUCAAGAACACAAUCAACACUGAUUUUCCAUUUCCUUUUACUUGGCUUGCUGGAUACCUGGCUAUGCUCGCAGGGGCUGGUAUGACCUUCGUUGUCCAAAGCAGUUCUGUUUUCACAUCUGCUAUUACACCCCUUGUUGGCAUUGGCGUUAUAAGCAUUGAGCGCUCUUACCCCCUCACCUUGGGAGCCAACAUUGGUACAACCACAACAGCUAUACUUGCAGCCUUAGCAAGUCCUGGGAGUACAUUAAAAUAUUCAUUACAGAUUGCCUUGUGCCACUUUUUCUUCAAUGUCUCUGGGAUUAUUCUGUUUUAUCCGAUACCUUACACACGCCUGCCAAUCCGCAUGAGCAAGACCUUGGGAAAUAUAACAGCCCAGUACAGAUGGUUUGCUAUAUUUUAUCUUCUCCUAUGUUUCUUUCUGUUGCCUUUGUUUGUAUUUGCUCUGUCACUGGCAGGCUGGGCAGUCCUUUUGGGUGUUUGCCUUCCCCUGUUUGUUCUUUUUAUUGCUGUGGUUGUAAUUAAUGUUAUGCAGAAAAGGCGACCACAUUCAUUGCCUGAGAAGCUCCAAAACUGGGAUUUCCUACCUGUCUGGAUGCACUCCCUAGAGCCCUGGGACAAUAUACUUAUGUCUUCACUUGCUUUUUGUGGGAAACAUUGCUGUGGCUUCUGCAAGUGUUGCAAAGUCAAUGCUGAACAGGAGGGUGCCAAAGACAAACAGCUAAAAACUAUGGAAGUUUAUGAAAACACCAUGGCAAUGGCUGAUGAAGAAAGAGGUGGAAGAAGGGCACCAGCUGUAGCUUGUGUUGACAAAACAGGCACAAACAACACAGCCUUAUAGUAUUGGAUCCAUGUAUAUUAGCAGAGGUACAGCACAGGACACCCAGGCUCAUCAAAACCACCUUGGACCUUGCACUGAGGACAGAGUGAACAUUUUGUUAGAUUUCUGAAGCCAGUGAUACAUCACUCAUCAAGGAAGGGAGUCAAACAAGCUUGACAGAGUCCCCAGAAAAUCUAUGCUCAGUUGCAAAGCUAAUGGCAGUUAUGUUCACAGAGGAUCUACUGUGUGGUACCUUCCUCCAAAUGUUAUCAGUAGCAAACAAAAGAAAUCCUGAUGUAGUCCCAUGAAGAGGAGGAUGAAAGAAGUGGCAAUUAAUUCAAUCUUAAAAAAAAACAAAUAAACAAUGCACUUGUUGAGGUCAGCCUUUCUGACCUACUGACUCAGCAGAAA